CGCGCCGAACAUGGAGCAGUACAGCUUGUUGGGUCGGAUCGGGGAGGGAGCUCACGGCAUUGUAUUCAAAGCCAAACACAUUGAGACAGGGGAAGUUGUGGCCCUGAAGAAAGUGGCCCUGCGGAAGCUGGAGGAGGGGAUCCCCAACCAGGCGCUGAGAGAGAUCAAAGCUCUGCGGGAGAUAGAGGAUAAUCCUCACGUGGUGAAGCUGAGGGACGUGUUCCCCCAUGGCACGGGCUUUGUGCUGGUGUUUGAGUACAUGCUGUCCGAUCUAUCCGAGGUGAUCCGGAAUUCGGAGCAGCCCCUGACCGAGGCCCAGGUUAAAGGCUACAUGAUCAUGCUGCUGAAAGGGGUCAGAUUCUGCCACGACAAUGCCAUCAUGCACAGGGACCUGAAACCGGCCAACCUGCUCAUCAGCUCCACUGGCCAACUGAAGAUUGCUGACUUUGGCCUGGCGAGGGUCUUCUCCAGUGAGCGGGGGCGUCUGUACAGCCAUCAGGUGGCAACCAGAUGGUAUCGAGCCCCGGAGUUGCUUUAUGGGGCCCGGAAGUAUGAUGAGGGAGUUGACUUAUGGGCAGUCGGAUGCAUUUUUGGGGAGCUGCUGAAUGGCUCCCCAUUAUUCCCAGGAGAGAAUGACAUUGAGCAGCUGUGCUGUGUACUUCGCACACUGGGGACCCCAAAUCCCAAGACUUGGCCGGAGAUCACCGACCUUCCCGAUUAUAAUAAGAUUUCCUUCAAGGAGCAUCGGCCCCUCCCCCCAGAACGCAUUGUCCCCGACACAUCCCCCGAGGCGUUGCAUCUGCUCAUGCGCUUCCUUGUCUAUCCGUCCAAUCUGAGGAUCCGGGCAGCCGAGGCUCUGCUGCACCCAUAUUUUUUUGGGGAGCCCUUACCUGCACACCAUUCAGAGCUCCCUAUUCCGCAGAGAGGGGGUAGAAGGGGCCGCCAGCUUCAGAGAGAAUUCCAUACGGAGCAGCCUCUAUGCGACAGCCUUGUGGAUCCAGGACUGAUCAGCAGUUACCUGCAGGGACUGUGACUAACACCCACCUAUGUACUGCCCCACCCCUAGUACAGGUGCAUCAGGACUUUGGUCAACCCCAGUUUGGGACUUUGUGCCUAGAAAGUGAUGCUGUACCUUGGCACUGGUGUAUAUAGUGUAUGUAAUUCUGCUGCCUUAUUUAAUAAACCCCGCCUUCAUCAUAA
Xenopus laevis (African clawed frog) is the source of this 1200-nucleotide messenger RNA. It is a transcript of the gene cdk20.S, whose product is annotated as cyclin-dependent kinase 20 S homeolog. The record is from RefSeq and is marked provisional. Gene Ontology annotation, cellular component: cilium; nucleus; cytoplasm. Gene Ontology annotation, biological process: regulation of cell cycle. NCBI's taxonomy places the organism in Eukaryota, Metazoa, Chordata, Amphibia, Anura, Pipidae. The transcript is spliced from 8 exons. Bases 11 to 1033 code for a protein of 340 amino acids. Gene Ontology annotation, molecular function: nucleotide binding; kinase activity; transferase activity.